AUGGUAGGAACAUCCACCGACCUGGUAGGAACACCACCCACUCGGGAGGAAUCACCAAACCACCCAAGAGGAAUCACCACCACAGAGGAACACCACCACCUGGAGGAACACCAACCUGAGGAACAAACCACCACCAAGGAGGAACACCCCUACCGGGAGGAACACCACCUACCAGGAAGGAACCCACCACCGGGAAGGAAACAUCCACAACUGGGAGGAACACCUACCACCAGAGGAACACCCACCACCUGGAGGGAAAACCACCACCAGGAGGAACACCACCACGCGGGGAGAACUCCCCAACCAGGAGGUAACUCCACACCAGGGAGGAACAGUCCAACCACCGGGAGGAAAAACCACCACCGGGAGGAACACCACCACCGAUUGGGGGAGGAAACACCACGCCACCGGGAGGAACACCACCACGGAGGAACUACCUACCACCAUGGAGAACACCACCACUCAGGAAGGAACUCCAACCACCAGGAAGGAACCCACCACCAGGAGGAACACCACCCACCGGGAGGAACACCAUACAUGACCAGCCCACCGGAGGAACAUCACACCACCAGGAAGGAACACACCACCAGUGAGGAACCACCACCACCAUGGGAGGAAACACCACCACCUGGAGGAACAUCGCACCAACCAAGGAGGAACACCACCACCUGGAUAGAACUGCCACCACCUAGGAGAACACCACCAGCCAGGAGGAAACACCACCAACUGAGGAACAACCACCACCUGGAGGAACACCACCACCUGGAGGGAUACAUGUCCACCACCGGGAGGAUACACCAACACCGGGAGGAACACCACCACCAGGAGGAACACAACACCAGAGGAAACUCCACCACCAGGAGGAAACAGGACCACCACCUGGAGGAAGCACCACCACGCUGGAGGAACACCACCACCAGAGGAACACCACCACCCAAGGAGGAAACACCCACCACCAGGAGGAAGACACCAACACAGGAGGACAUCCACCAACCCAGGAGGAACACCACCCCAAAGGAGGAACACACACCAGGAGGAACUACCCACCACCGGGAGGAACACCACCAUCAGGAGGAACAUCCACCAACAAGGAGGAACACCACCACAGGAGGAACUCCAACACCACCUGGAGGAACUCCACCUACCUGGAGGAACAGCCACCACCGGAGGAACACCACCACAAAGGAGGAACACGCAAACACCUGGAGGGUGAACACAACUCACCAGGAGGAACACACCACCAGGAGGAACACCACCACCAGGAGGACACCUACCUACCAGGAGGAACUCCACCACUUAGGAGAACACCACACCAUCCGGGAGGAACACCACCACCGGGAGGAACACAACCACCAGGAGGAACACCACCACCAGGAGGAACAUCCACUACCAGGAGGAUACACCACAACCUGUGCGGGAAGGAACUCCACCACCAGGAGGAACACCACAACCAGGAGGAACACCACCACCUAG
Messenger RNA from Penaeus vannamei (Pacific white shrimp), 1473 nucleotides. NCBI's taxonomy places the organism in Eukaryota, Metazoa, Arthropoda, Malacostraca, Decapoda, Penaeidae. The record is from RefSeq and is a predicted model, not a curated record.